AUGGAACAUCUAGAUCAAGGGCUAGCUGCAUUACAAAGUAUAACCUCUGAAGUAGACGUUGAGAAAGAGUUAGGAAAUUCAAACUCAAUUCAAUUACAGCAAGCGUCUUUAGUAAAGCUUCUCGCUAAAGAAGGAAGUGCCGGGGAAAUGGUUGCCUGUGAUGAUUUACUAGAAUGCCUGUUUGGUAAUAGACUACCUCGGGCCUUGUAA
Messenger RNA from Blumeria graminis f. sp. triticale, 210 nucleotides. The record is from the annotation of a GenBank genome assembly. Lineage: Eukaryota; Fungi; Ascomycota; Leotiomycetes; Helotiales; Erysiphaceae.